AUGGAAUACGAUUAUUCUGUUUAUAGAAGGGAAAAAGACCUUCAUAACCGUUGCUGUGGUGGUUUGUUUUGGUGUAUUAAAGAUAUUUGCGGAAUAAUAUGUGCUAUGUUAACAUGGCUUCUUAUUUUAUACGCCGAAUUUGUUGUUAUGGGUGUCAUGUUGUUACCCAGUCCCUUUACAGCUUACAGCAUGAUUAAUUCUGUCUUAUUUCAAAUAUUUGCAUUCAUGGCUUGUGCAUCUCAUUUAAGGACAAUGUUUACUGAUCCAGGUGCUGUUCCGAAAGGUAAUGCUACAAAAGAAAUGAUACAGCAAAUGGGACUCAGAGAAGGUCAAGUUAUUUUCAAAUGUCCAAAAUGUUGCAGCAUCAAGCCAGAGAGAGCACAUCAUUGUUCUGUUUGUCAGAGAUGUGUUAGAAAAAUGGAUCAUCAUUGCCCGUGGGUAAAUAAUUGCGUAGGUGAAAACAAUCAAAAAUAUUUUGUUUUAUUUACAUUUUACAUAGCAAUGAUCUCUUUACAUUCCCUUUUUUUAUCAGUGAAUCAAGUUAUUAUGUGUGUUAAAGCAGAAUGGAAACAAUGUUCAAAAUUUUCCCCACCUGCAACAGUAGUAUUAAUAUUAUUUCUCGUUUUUGAAGCUUUACUUUUUGCUAUUUUCACCGCAAUCAUGUUCGGUACUCAACUCCAAGCUAUAUGGAAUGAUGAAACAGGAAUAGAACAAUUGAAAAAAGAAGAGGCAAGAUGGGUUAAAAAAUCAAGAUGGAAAAGUAUUCAAGCUGUUUUUGGAAGAUUUUCACUCGCUUGGUUUUCACCAUUCACAAGACCUCCAUUGAAAACAAAAGUCGAAAGUUAUUUAUAUUCUGUUUAA
This is a messenger RNA of Pediculus humanus corporis (human body louse), 861 nucleotides long. Its product is annotated as Palmitoyltransferase ZDHHC3, putative. Gene Ontology annotation, biological process: peptidyl-L-cysteine S-palmitoylation; protein targeting to membrane. The record is from RefSeq and is a predicted model, not a curated record. The transcript has 6 exons. Gene Ontology annotation, molecular function: protein-cysteine S-palmitoyltransferase activity. Bases 1 to 861 code for a protein of 286 amino acids. NCBI's taxonomy places the organism in Eukaryota, Metazoa, Arthropoda, Insecta, Psocodea, Pediculidae. Gene Ontology annotation, cellular component: endoplasmic reticulum; Golgi apparatus.